UCGACACACGCUUAGAAGCCUCGGUACCUCGCGUAACAUCACUACUGACAGUUUAAGGUACGGCGGAUAAAAUACUAUCGCUAGUUCAGGGCUAGUGCGGCUGAUUUUUAUUUGUUUUUGUCCCUAUUUGGCGGCUCUGAAAACGGCCUUGAAUUUAGAUAUUUGCUGUCUUAAUGUUAAAGUAGAUUUUUAGAUUUUUCCGAACGGAUUUACAUCUUCACCUUUUGCCUGAAAAAAGCACAGCUAACGUUAGCAAGCUAAUGCUUGGCUAGCGGAGCAGCAUUUGCGAUUCAACGCUACAAAUUUUACCCUAAUUUGACAGGCUUUUUAAUAACCCAACGCUGCAAUGGCCGAUGUUGAUAAGCUCAACAUAGACAACAUCAUCCAGCGUCUUUUAGAAGUCAGAGGAGCAAAACCUGGCAAGAAUGUGCUGCUUCAAGAGAAUGAGAUCCGUGGAUUAUGCCUCAAGUCCAGAGAGAUCUUUCUUAGCCAGCCCAUUCUGCUGGAGCUGGAGGCCCCUCUCAAGAUAUGCGGUGACAUCCACGGGCAAUACUAUGACCUGCUGAGGCUGUUUGAAUAUGGAGGCUUCCCCCCAGAGAGCAAUUACCUGUUCCUGGGAGACUACGUGGACAGGGGGAAACAGUCCCUGGAAACCAUAUGUCUUCUGCUGGCCUAUAAAAUCAAAUACCCCGAGAACUUCUUCCUGCUCAGGGGAAACCGUGAGUGUGCUUCUAUCAACAGAAUAUAUGGUUUCUAUGAUGAGUGUAAAAGAAGGUACAACAUCAAACUCUGGAAGACAUUCACAGAUUGUUUUAACUGCCUCCCGAUUGCAGCCAUUGUUGAUGAGAAGAUCUUUUGCUGCCACGGAGGACUGUCACCUGACCUACAGUCCAUGGAGCAGAUCAGACGCAUCAUGCGUCCCACUGAUGUACCCGACCAGGGUCUGCUGUGUGAUUUGCUCUGGUCUGAUCCAGAUAAAGAUGUCCUGGGCUGGGGGGAGAAUGACAGGGGCGUGUCAUUCACAUUUGGCUCAGAGGUUGUGGCCAAGUUCCUACAUAAACAUGAUCUGGAUCUGAUCUGUCGUGCUCAUCAGGUCGUCGAAGACGGUUAUGAAUUCUUUGCUAAGAGGCAACUUGUUACCUUGUUCUCUGCGCCAAACUACUGUGGCGAGUUUGACAACGCUGGUGCCAUGAUGAGUGUGGAUGAGACCCUCAUGUGCUCUUUUCAGAUUUUAAAACCAGCAGAGAAGAAAAAGCCCAACGGCAGCCGUCCUGUAACUCCACCUCGAAACAUGGUCACCAAACAAGCCAAGAAAUGAAAGGCUGAGGUGCUGAGAGUCAACGGCCUGUGUCCCACUCUUUUCCUCUGCUUUCAUUUUCUGCAUCUGGAGAAUCACGUGUCCUUCAUGCAGCUAAUACUGAAAAAGAUAUCCACUUCUACACGAUGAAAGCAAACUAUUUUGUUGUUUUGUCCACAGGGGUAAAAUUGAUAUGUCACCAUGAUAAACCUCAGGUGUUUUGCACUCCCAUUUUGCAGCUAGUCUUUGCCACAUAUGACUGUUUAAUCAGGAAAAUGUAAUAAUAUGGCUACUAAUGCACAGGAUUGCCUUGUUUUGAAGCUGUGCACAUUUCCUUUUUUCCAAUUUGGUUCUGUUUUAUGUUUUUGUGUGUGUGUGUCCUGUUUUGUUUUUAUUUUUUCUCCCUGUUUCACUUUCAGUUAUGGAAAUUAUAUGGUUCUAAAAACAUUGGGGAAAGACAUGAACACCUGUUUACUUCUAUAGAACUUUAUCAACAGUUAAUUUGCUGUUUGUCUCCGAAAACAUUCAGUUUACCCUGCAUUUUCAAGUGUUGUGCUAAAUACUAACCAAUAAGGAAGCACUCUUGUAAUGUCUGUAAUCUUUCUAAUAAACUGAGUGUAUUUUAUGGGGAAAA
Molecule: messenger RNA, 1931 nt
Organism: Cynoglossus semilaevis (tongue sole)
Lineage: Eukaryota; Metazoa; Chordata; Actinopteri; Pleuronectiformes; Cynoglossidae
Product: serine/threonine-protein phosphatase PP1-gamma catalytic subunit-like
Exons: 7
Coding region: 347-1318 (323 amino acids)
Cellular component (GO): nucleus; cytoplasm
Molecular function (GO): protein serine/threonine phosphatase activity
Source: RefSeq, a predicted model, not a curated record